AUGAAGAAUCAAACCACAACAAUAAUUCUCUUGUCACUUUUUCCCCUCAUUUUCUUCCUAACCAACAAUGUCACCGCUCAAACCACCCAAUUGAGGCCAGAUUUCUACAGGACUACGUGUCCUAACGUCGAGUCUCUCGUCCGUUCAGCCGUUCAGGCCAAGUUCCGGCAGACUUUUGUGACGGCACCCGCCACUCUCCGCCUCUUUUUCCACGAUUGCUUCGUCCGGGGAUGUGACGCGUCGAUUAUGCUGGCGUCGCCCAACGGCCAGGCAGAGAAGGACCAUCCGGACAACCUCUCGUUAGCAGGAGAUGGUUUCGACACGGUGGUUAGGGCAAAGGCGGCCGUGGAUCGUGACCCGAGGUGUCGGAAUCGGGUUUCGUGUGCAGAUAUAUUAGCAUUGGCCACUAGGGAUGUUGUCAACAUGACCGGAGGGCCGUCUUACACAGUCGAAUUGGGAAGACGAGACGGGAGAAUUUCCACUGCUUCAAGUGUCCAGCGAAGGCUUCCAGGGCCAGGCUUCAAUUUAGACCAGCUUAGUACCAUGUUUUCUAGCAAUGGUCUCACAAUCACUGAUUUGGUUGCUUUAUCAGGAGCGCACACAUUGGGCUUCUCCCACUGCAGCCGGUUCUCAAAUCGAAUCUACCCGGCCAGCAGGACCGACCCGACCCUGAACCCGCAGUACGCCGCGCAGCUGCGGCAGAUGUGCCCGGUCAACGUCGACCCGCGGGUCGCGAUCAACAUGGACCCGACCACCCCAAACACCUUCGACAACGCCUACUUCCGGAAUCUCCAGGCGGGUCGAGGCCUCUUCAGCUCCGACGAGGUGCUCUUCACGGACAACCGGACCCGGGCCACCGUCAACGCCUUCGCCGCCAGCAACGGGGCGUUUUUCGGGGCGUUCGCCCAGGCCAUGACCCGGAUGGGUCGGGUCGGGGUGCUCACCGGGACCCAGGGCGAGAUUAGGAUCGAUUGCACCCGGCCCAAUUGA
This is a messenger RNA of Striga hermonthica, 990 nucleotides long. Lineage: Eukaryota; Viridiplantae; Streptophyta; Magnoliopsida; Lamiales; Orobanchaceae. The record is from the annotation of a GenBank genome assembly.